This is a messenger RNA of Aspergillus tanneri, 465 nucleotides long. RefSeq lists its product as uncharacterized. The record is from RefSeq and is a predicted model, not a curated record. The coding region runs from base 1 to 465 and encodes 154 amino acids. Lineage: Eukaryota; Fungi; Ascomycota; Eurotiomycetes; Eurotiales; Aspergillaceae. The transcript has 4 exons.
AUGACUGCCCUGCCCGUUCCGUCAGUAGAGGCGGGCUCGGUCCUUAGAGGGAACUUUGACUAUCUUAAGUUGGAAAAUGUUCUCUACUGGCGGACUCUGAGCGGUGGCAGAGCAGCUGGCAAGUUUGUGCGGCUGCCAAAGGACGCCUACACUCCUAAUUUUAUUGGCCUACUAAAACAGAUUUCCUCCCAUUAUCGCGGCUACAUGUAUGGACAUGAAUGGAUGAGCUUAAACAACAGGGCGAAAGACGACUACGGCAUCGACAACUUCCCGAUGCACAAUGAUGAACGAGCACUAGUUCCCAGCAACACGGAGAGGUACCUUGCCAUCGCUGGGGUCUUCAACGCUUUAGACCACGAGAUCGCACUCGCUCGAGGUUGGACGAUCGCGUUGGAAACUACGCGGACGCGGCUGCAACGUGCUAAGGCCGACCGCCUAGAUAACUGUUCGUCCCGACGGCUGUGA